AAUUCCCACUUCAACUUUUUAUUGGGUUUGCAAUUCGUUUAUCUCUCUCUCUUUUCUCCCAUGGACGCAUACUCUUCUUUUACAUACCUCAUUUCUUUCUUAGUUGUUGUCGUUUUUCUUCCUGGCAGAAAUUACUGUGUCGUCGGCACCACUGAUUCUCCGAUUGGCUUCUUCUCAUGUCGGAUAGUAGGUUGCUCUUCCUCCUUUCCAUUUCUUUUCCUCUACGGUGUUCUUCUCCUCUCUACAGUGUUCUUCUCCUCUACUCCUCUCUGCUUCCUUGAUUUGCAUGAGAACCAUUACCUCUUAACUGAUUUCCUGAAAAACAAACUGCGUUUCAGGGGAUUUUUAAUAUCAGAUUGGGAAGGCAUUGAUAGGAUAACCACGCCUGCUCAUGCCAACUAUACUUUCUCUAUCCAGGCCAGAAUUCUAGCAGGAAUUGACAUGGUUAGUUAAUCUUUUCUAUCACAAAAUUCAUAAUAACAUUAUAUCAUCACAAAAUUCAAAAUAGCAUUAUAUCAUGGGUCCUUAAAACUUCUUUGUUUUCUCUCAUUUUGGUUUUGGAAAAUGUUUCAGAUAAUGAUUCCAUUUGACUAUCCUGAAUUCUUCGAAGACUUGACCACUCUUGUAAAUAAAAUCAUAAUUCCAAUGAGCAGAAUUUAUGAUGCUGUUCGAAGAAUUCUUCGGACAAAUAUAAAACACGGUCAAAUUAACAUAUUUUGAUCAAAUUUUAGUUAAGAUGAUUAAAUCUAUACUACUAUUAAAGUGUCGCUUAUGAAUCUUCCCACAUAACAUCCUAAACGUUCAUUGGAAAACCUUAAACGAAUCUCCAUCGUUAAUUUGUUUUUACUUUUUGUUUCUCUUCAUAUAAUCCCAUCUUCUGAAAUGGCGCAUUCCAUCUGCUCACGAUCGACCUAAUGUCUAGCUUUUCUUCCUUUCAUUAUUCCUUCUUUGUAUCAAUGCAUCCCUACACGCCACCAAAUAUUAGUCUUUUCUUCCUCUUGUUAUUUCUUCUUCGUAUCAACGCAUCCCUACACGAAAUGGUGCAUUCCGUUCUUAUAUAGAAUUUCAUCUGCUCGCAAGCAAAUCUCCCACAGGUCUGUUCUUCCUCUCGUCGGUGCCUGCGAAUGUUCUUCUCGCCGAACCUACCAACAAUCCCCAUUUCAA
Molecule: messenger RNA, 1164 nt
Organism: Dendrobium catenatum
Lineage: Eukaryota; Viridiplantae; Streptophyta; Magnoliopsida; Asparagales; Orchidaceae
Exons: 2
Coding region: 61-453 (130 amino acids)
Biological process (GO): glucan catabolic process
Molecular function (GO): beta-glucosidase activity
Source: RefSeq, a predicted model, not a curated record